AGUGGACGUUAAAACCAAUAACAGUUUACCACAGGCAAUCGUUGGUUGUGGUUGUUCAAAGCUGUUGACCAACUCGAAACGGCAACAGGAAAAUUAACAAACAAAAAGUUAAUUAAGAAAUAAAGUGGCAAAAAAAGUUUUUUCUUUACCCACCACCAUGAGACAUCCAUUCACCUACUUGGCCCUUGUUAUAUUGGGCUUAAGCUGGUUUUCCUGCUGCUCUGAAGCCGCCAUUAUAGACAACAGCUAUAAUUAUUAUCGUCUACCCACUUCCAUACAACCGGAUCGUUAUAAAUUGAAAGUUAUAACUCAUUUAGAGAAUCCAGCCAAUUUAACUUUUGAUGGUCAAGUUUCCAUACGUUUCAAGGUGCUACAGGACACCACCAAUAUUACUUUACAUUCGCAAAAUUUAACUGUAGAUGAAUCGCGUAUAAAGCUGAAGAGUUAUGAUGAUGAUCAGAAAAUGGAUUGUUUAUUGUCGGUGACUCAGGUCCCGGAACAGGAUUAUUUUAUUAUACAAUUGUGUCAGACACUGCGCAAGGGUCAAAACUAUAAAUUGAAAUUGUAUUUUAACGGUAUUUUGAAUGAGAAAUUACAUGGUUACUAUCGUAGUUCCUAUGUCGUAAAGGAGACCAAUGAGACCAGGUGGCUUUCGGUUACCCAAUUUGAACCUGCCCAUGCUCGUGCCGCUUUUCCUUGCUUGGAUGAACCUGAAUAUAAAGCCAAGUUUGUUAUAUGGCUGGGUCAUCAUAAAACUUUAACAGCUCUAAGUAAUAUGCCCUUAGAAAAGCAGGCACCAAUAACUGGUCUCAACGAUUUCGUCUGGAGUAUAUUUGAAGAAUCUGUACCCAUGUCCACCUAUUUGGUAGCCUAUACCGUCAACGAUUUUGCCUACAAACAGUCCGAACCAAAUGCGGAAUCAAACAAUAAUAUAAUGUUCCGUACAUGGGCUAGACCUGAAGCUAUUGAUCAAUGUAAUUAUGCCAGUGAAGUUGGACCGAAAGUUUUGAAAUACUACGAAGAUAUAUUCGGUAUACCAUUCCCUCUUAAGAAGGUAGAUGAAAUUGCCGUACCCGAUUUUAGUGCAGGCGCUAUGGAAAAUUGGGGUUUAGUAACAUAUCGUGAAACGGCUCUACUCUUUGCACCCAAUGUUUCUUCCAACUCUAAUAAGUUGCGCAUUGCUCAGGUCAUAGCUCAUGAAUUGGCUCAUCAAUGGUUUGGCAAUUUGGUAACCAUGAAAUGGUGGACUGAUUUGUGGUUGAAUGAGGGUUUUGCCACCUAUGUGGCCAGUUUGGGGGUUCAACAUUUAAGUCCCGAAUGGGAAUCUUAUAAUGAGGAAUCAUUAGAGAAUACUUUGGCUAUUUUCCGUAGAGAUGCUCAGCUAUCCAGUCAUCCAAUAUCGCAACCUAUUUUGAAUACCAGUCAGAUAGGAGAAAGAUUUGAUUCGAUUUCCUAUAAAAAGGGUUCGGCUGUUUUGAGAAUGUUGCAUUCCAUCUUGGAGGAACAGGCUUUCUUUGAGGGUGUUAGCGAUUAUCUUAAGAAACAUAAAUACUCGAAUGCUGAACAAGAUGACUUAUGGGCCGCUUUCACCGAAAAAGCUCAUAGUUACGAGCGCAUACAAAAUGAAUACGAUAUGAAGACUAUAAUGGAUUCUUGGACUUUACAAACCGGUUAUCCUUUGGUUAAAGUAACACGUGAUUAUUACAGUGGAGCGGUGGAAAUUUCUCAACACAGAUUUUUGGAAAAUAAAACUCUAACGGAACAACAAAUUUCGGAUAAGGAACAAUGCUGGUGGGUACCUCUUAGCUAUACUACGGCCUCGGUUAAGAACUUUAAAACUACCACACCACAAAAUUGGUUGGAAUGUAAUGCAGAGGGUAAAAGUAAGAAUUUACGUCUGGACAAUUUGGCCAAGAAGGAUGAGUGGGUGCUUUUCAAUAUCCAAUUGUCGGGUGUUUAUCGUGUUAUGUACGAUAUUGAAAAUUGGGGUUUGUUAAAUGAGACUUUGAAUAGUAAAGAUUUUACUAAUAUUCAUAUUAUGAAUCGUGCUCAAUUGAUUGAUGAUGUGAUUUGGUUGGCCUGGAGUGGUUAUCAUGAUUACGAUAUUACUUUUGAUCUGUUGGAAUAUUUGAUACAAGAACGAGAAUAUUUACCCUGGAGAGCUGCUUUGGAGGGUCUCAGCAGUGUGAAUAGAUUGUUGAAGCCAUUUGAUGCCAAUUAUGAAUUGUUUAAGCGUUAUAUGCGUUAUAUUAUCAAACCGGUCUACUAUUACUUGGGUGGAGUAAAUGCCACAACUUUUGAGGACUCUUCUUCAUUUACCAAGGUCUUGCACAAGUCCCUUAUAGCCGGCUGGGCUUGUCGUUUGGAAAUGGAAGAUUGUGUACAAAACUCCAUUAAAUAUUUCCAGCAAUGGAAGACCUCACGCAAUCCCAAUACCGAAAAUAAUAUACCCGUAGAUCUAAGACCUACUGUAUAUUGUACAGCUAUACGUCAUGGCAGCCACGAUGAUUGGCAAUUCUUAUGGCAACGCUAUAAGGAAUCAAAUGUGGCUACGGAAAAACGUACCAUUAUCUUCUCUCUAGCCUGUUCUCGUGAUACCAAAACUCUGGUUAACUAUGUGGAUAUGACUUAUGAUAAGACGGGUCAUAUACGCAAACAAGAUGCUACUUAUGCCUUCAGUUCCGUGGCACGUAAUGAAGUUGGUUUCCCUCUAGCUAAACAAUAUUUUAUGGAAAAUAUUGAUAAACUAAAUGAUUAUUAUGGUCCCUAUUCCAACGAUUUGGGUCAUUUAUUGUCACCUUUAGCCAGCCAAAUCAUUAGCUCAGAAGAUCUCAAUAAACUUUCCUCGCUGAUCGAGUCCAAAAAGGAACUCUUUAAGAAAUCCGAAAAGAGUGUACAAAGCGCUUUCGAAACUAUUAAUUUCAAUCUUCAAUGGAUUGAACACAAUGUACGCGAUACUAAAUCACGUCUACAAUCACGUUUAACUUUUAUGGAUUUCCUUAAAACCGAUGAAGAGGCUUAAGGCAUCAUAAUAAUAUAGAGUAAAUUCCAUGUGUGUGAUGUUGCUUGUGAGCUGUAUGAUGGUAUAUUCCCUAUUUGGGUUUUAUUAGUUUAUUAAUAAAAUAAAAUCAACAUCAGCCCAGUUAUUUUAAUUCUACUAAUUCUAAGAAUUACUUAAACAUAUAUUUUUUAUGAUUUUAUAGCGAUUUUUUAUGUAUGUAUAUGAUCAGCCCAUAUUAGAAGUGAUGUAUUUUUGUCAUUGUCAUUAUUAUAUUUUUUUAUUUCCAAAAUACUGUAAUUGUUUUUAACAAUAAAUGUAUAUUUAUAUG
Molecule: messenger RNA, 3329 nt
Organism: Lucilia sericata (common green bottle fly)
Lineage: Eukaryota; Metazoa; Arthropoda; Insecta; Diptera; Calliphoridae
Product: aminopeptidase N-like
Exons: 6
Coding region: 158-3022 (954 amino acids)
Biological process (GO): proteolysis; peptide catabolic process
Cellular component (GO): cytoplasm
Molecular function (GO): zinc ion binding; peptide binding; metalloaminopeptidase activity
Source: RefSeq, a predicted model, not a curated record